CUUUGCUACAGAAAAGCUGCAUCUUGCAUUGAAUGGAAAUUCGUGGUGUGCAGAGUGUGUUUGCGACCGUCUCGCCAAGCCUGCACGACCGCCAAGCCGCCGUCGUUGCGCCGUACAAGGGCUGGUCGGUCGUCAUUGCCGAGUCUGUCAAGGCACGCACCGGCACCGAGCCCAGCGUCACGUUCUACAAGUUGCAGACGACAACUCCGGAAGGCCGUGUGUUUACACCUCUGCGACGCUAUUCUGCGUUUGACGAGCUCGAUCGCGGGCUCCGCGCGUAUUACACUCACGCACUGCCUCACCUGGUCGGAAACAUCCCUGAAAUGCCGCCCAAGCAAUGGCGCUGGUUCUUUGACCAUGAGGACCCCGAGUUUAUCAACGAGCGUAAGGUCGGCCUGCAAAACUAUCUGCAACGACUGAUGCAUCUCCCUCGGAUUGACGAAUUCUCGGGUUACCACACAUUCAUCACGGGCGAGCGCGCACUGGCCCCUUCCGGGAGCUCCAGCUCGGGCAACGCAAACAACUCGUCGCCAUUGUCGCGACCUGCAUCACCCCCUCCAGCGGCCACGCGAUAAGCGAGACAUUGUGCUCUCCAAGGGGGGUGUUUGUUUGUUUGCUUCAUUUCUUUAUCAUUGUGUUAUCCGUUGUCUUGGGUGAAGAGGCAGUUCGCGAUUGCCUUUCUCUACUCACUGAUCCCUGUGUGUGUUCCUGUUCCAAAGUCUUGAUAAAAAAAACUGUCAGUGUUAUGCUCUUGGCAAAAUGGCAAGGUAGAACGUGUUGCUUGUGAGAUGAUCAAGUUGUAGUCGACGGUAAUUUCGAAAAGAACCUCCAUCGUGCAACUUUUUGAUGCAACAAAAGACAAGACAUACUGCAUGC
Capsaspora owczarzaki ATCC 30864 is the source of this 876-nucleotide messenger RNA. RefSeq lists its product as hypothetical. The record is from RefSeq and is a predicted model, not a curated record. Gene Ontology annotation, molecular function: phosphatidylinositol binding. The coding region runs from base 33 to 575 and encodes 180 amino acids. Lineage: Eukaryota; Filasterea; Ministeriida; Capsasporidae. The transcript is spliced from 4 exons.